This is a messenger RNA of Zeugodacus cucurbitae (melon fly), 3463 nucleotides long. It is a transcript of the gene mTTF, whose product is annotated as transcription termination factor, mitochondrial. Gene Ontology annotation, biological process: regulation of DNA-templated transcription; termination of mitochondrial transcription. Gene Ontology annotation, molecular function: double-stranded DNA binding. The record is from RefSeq and is a predicted model, not a curated record. Bases 121 to 1455 code for a protein of 444 amino acids. Gene Ontology annotation, cellular component: mitochondrial matrix. NCBI's taxonomy places the organism in Eukaryota, Metazoa, Arthropoda, Insecta, Diptera, Tephritidae. The transcript has 4 exons.
UGUGGUUGGCAACGCCAAAAUGUCACAGCUGAUUUUAAAGCUGUAAGAAAUUCCUAUCAAAGAAAACGUUAUUCCAUAUUUAUUUUUAAGUGAUAAAAAGUUUGAAAAACUCGUGAAAAUAUGUUUAGCCAAGUGCUGAGAAAUUUUCAACGUAUUUUAGUACUUCAAACGCCGCGGUCUACGUAUGUUAAUAACAUAAUAUAUCCCGCAGUGUGUCGUGAAUUCGGAGUGUCGCCAGCAAAUUAUUUAUCGCUGAGUCGCGGUACACGCCUGCAUGACAAUUGGGAACCUUCAGUAGAAAACCCCAACACCACCGAUUCGUCAUUUGCUGCUGCCACAAGUGAGCCGGGCUCUCGUGAAAAUGAAGCCGGUUAUAUUGUAGAAUAUUGCUUGGAGCAGGAAAAACCGCGACGCCAUGUUCUUGUCGAAGCAUUACGUACGCGCUACCGACUUUCUGAUAACGAUGUAGAUCGUAUUAUGCGAGAUGAGGUGGUUAGAAAAACGUUCCAUAAACGUUCGCUCGUACGCACAUUAGAAUUACUUUGUUUGGAAGGUGUUACCAAAGAAAGUUUCUUAACCUAUCCAUGGAUAUUAACGCUCGAUAAAGUGCGUUUGCAGGAGAAAUUAACACUCAUACAAACACUUCCUAUACGUGAUAUUAACCACUUUGUGCCUUUUCUGCGUUUGACUUUGCCGCGUCUACGUAAGUUAGUGUCCAUAAUGAAUCGUGAAUCCAAAAUUAUACCACAAGGAAAUCGUAUAUAUUACAUCAGUGAACUACUGAAAACAGAGCCAAAGUUAGUCACAAAGUAUUUAUCAAAACGUUUAUUCAUCUUGGAAAUGCCUUUUGAAAUGUUAGAGCAAAAUCUACAGCAUAUGAUAAACUACAAUGUGUCCCCACUAAAUAUUUUAAAAGAUCUCUGGGCUUUCCGUUACACGCCAAAAUCCGUGGAAUUGCGUUUGGAACGUGCAAAACGUGCGAAGAAGGAUAAAAUUAUGCCAUGGAUGGUACGUUGUCCAGAACCCAUACUGCAAAGAUCAUUUAAGCUUACUUUGGACGAACUCGCUGUGUUGGGUGACAGAAAGAAUGUAGUCGAAUAUGUAGCGGAACGUUUAGGAUUCGAUUACGAAACUACAAAAUCCAUAAUGGAAAGACAUCCAGCUGUUAAGCGUGUGCGCGUUACAAAGAUAAAAGAAGUACUUGACUAUUUACUGAAUGAAGCUGGCUUCACGCGUCAUGAAAUCGCGAAUGUGCCACGUAUACUAUGUCACGGCUUAGAAACAACUAAGCAACGCAUAGAAGAGCUUAAAUCGAAUGGUUGUCGUCCCACAAGCUUAGUUAUUGUGUGUCGCAGCAAGCGUGAAUACGACAAGUUUCUAAAAUCCUGGUUGGAAACCGAGUUAAAAAUGCAUAAAUACAAAGAAAAAAAUCAAAAGCAUGAAGCUGAAACGUAGUUGAUAAGUAUUGUGUUUUUGAUUUUGUUAUACUUUGUAAGUUUUGAAAAUAAAUUAUAGUUGUUUAAAAAAAAAUAUACCGUUUUAUUAUUCGUGUAAUAGUUUCCUUAAUUCAUAUAAUAAGAUAGAACAGUGAUAGAACGGUAAAAGUGUAAUUCGUUCAACUGUAACCUACAAAUAUGUUUAACUUUUAAACAGUUUGAGUGAAAAUGACAGCGAAAUUAAAAAAUAAAUGAAAAUGAUAACCAUAAUUACUAAUGGCAAUAAUAAUUCGUUUUGCCGCUAUCACUUUUUUAUUAAUUCGCCACGGUAUUUUAUCAUUAUACCCUGAACAGGGUGUAUUAAGUUUGUCACGAAGUUUGUAACACCCAUAAGGAAGCGUCGGAGACCCUAUAAAGUAUAUAUAUAAAUGAUCAGUAUGUUGAACUGAGUCGAUUUAGCCAUGUCCGUCUGUCUGUAUAUAUACGAACUAGUCCUUCAGUUUUUAAGAUAUCGUUUUGAAAUUUUGCAGAUGUUAUUUUCUCUUCAAGAAGCUGCUCAUUUGUCAGAACUGCCGAUAUCGGACCACUAUAUCAUAUAGCUGCCAUUCAAACUGAACGAUCGGAAUCAAGGGCUUGUAUGGAAAACUUCCGCAUUUUACUACAUAUCUUCACGAAAUUUGGUGUGAGUUAUUGUUCAUAGAAAUAAUUUAAUCUCCGAAAAAGUUGUUCAGAUCGGUUCACUAUAGCAUAUAGCUGCCAUACAAACCGAACGAUCGGAAUCAAUGGCUUGUAUGGAAAAUUUUCGCAUUUGACGUAGUAUCUUCACGAAAUUUGACAUGGAUUACUGCUUAAGGUAAUAAUAUAAUCUCCGAAGAAAUUGUUCAGAACGGUUAACUAUAUAACCUUAAUGUUUCUAGCAAACAACCCGGCUAAAAAGUAGUAAAAUGUUUUCUUCUUAAUUUUUCUUACGUCUUUAGAUUUGCUUAAUAGUUACUAAAAGAAAUGCACCUGUGAAGGGUAUAUUAGCUUCGGUACAGCCGAAAAGUUUUGUUUUAAUUUUUCUCACUUUAUUAUUUGUUAAAAAUGAAACGAUAUAAUGUAUUUUAUUUUAAUUAAUUAUAUAAUUUAAAAUUUUUUUAUAUAUUUUUCAAUUUAAUUUUAUCUAGUUCGACCCUUACAUACAUACAUACUUAUGUACAUAUUUACAUAAAUCAGCAGAAAUAUUAAUUUCCAUUGUCAUUACCUGGCAAAAAAUGCAAUCCAUUAGUGAAUCGUAUGCAAUUCACUGAUUUCACAAUAAAUAAGAGUCUUCAGACUACAAAAACAACAAGGUUUCGCAACGAUUUUUCAUCUUUUUCUCCUUUCCUCACAUGAAGUGUUUGCGCAAAUAUUAAUGAAAAAGCCUCACCAACACAAACAAAGCACUCAGCCAGUCAGCAAACACUUGUCAUUCGUGAUGGCAUGAGUUUUUUUUAUUUUUUUGUCACACCGGUGAAUUUAUAUUUGUAAUGAAGGGGAGGUGUGGUAUUUAAUGCUGCUUAAUUCCUAGUCACUUAAUGCGUUUUUAUCUUUUAGAUGGAAAUGAAGAGAUUCCUCUCAAUGCAUCUGAUAUAUGAACUUACAUGUAUAUGCAUUAUAUUUAAGGGAUUAACCGCGAACAUUUCAUUUUACCUUUUGCCUCAUUCGCUUUAAAGCUCCUUCUUCGUAUAUUUAAAAAAAAACUUUCAGUUUCAUAAAUAGUUUUUUUUAUAAUUUUUUUAUUUAACAUCAUAAUAUGCAAAUUGGUUAAUACAUCGAUUAAUACACAAAUAACUGUUUUGUUGCAAUUUCUUUCAAAAAUAGUUCAUAUUUCAUAUAUGUAUAUCUCAAUUGUUGUAAAUAACGCCUGUUUACAUUGGAGAUUUAUGUGUCACUAAACGUUUCACUGUCAAUAACUUUGGUUUAAAACCAUAAUAAGCUUUAUGAGACAUAACCUCAUUUGUGGAGUUUGUAAACUUUUUCAAACAAAGGCAACCGAUUGUAAUUUG